GUCAGCACCAUGACAACAGCAGCAGGUCGAGUGUGAGAGAGAGGCUGGGAUGUCUUGAGCUGUCUUGUUUUACCACACAUUACUGGAGAAAUAUCACUGCAUUCAGGUAGAACAAAACAACUUUAAGUAUUUAAUCUGUACCGGUAAGAACAGCGUCACUUUGAACGAUACAAUACAGUGAGAGGAGAGCAGUUUGGGCAGAAAGCGCAGCUAACAAACACAAGCUGAGCAGAUUCAGUAGAACACUCACCAUUCUCUCAUUCACGGGAUAAGUUAUGUGAUUUAUUAUCGCAUUCAACUCUUCACUUGUUCUGCGUGAAUGUAAAGGCUCUCAUAUCGUAAAACCCUACAGACUGUUAACAGGAUGUCUUUAUUCAAGGCUCGUGAUUGGUGGGCAUCAGUGCUGGGCGAGGGUGAGGAGUUUGACCAGGGCUGUCUGUGUGUCGGGGAUGUGGAUAACAGUGGAAGUGGAUAUGAUAAGAUUGUAGUGGGCAGUUUUAUGGGGAUGUUACGCAUCUUCUCACCACACCCUGCUAAACCAGAUGAGCAGACGGAAGCGGACGCCCAGCUGCUGGAGGUUCAGUUUCCUGAUCCCAUCAUUCACGUGGAGAUGGGCAAGUUUGUCUCUUGUUCAGAGUCGCUCCAUCUGGCAGUGCUUCACCCCAGGAAGCUGUCUGUCUAUGCUGUGUCAGGUACUGCUGGGAAUGUUGAACAUGGUGACCAGUAUCAGCUGCGACUGGUGUAUGAACACAACCUGCAGAGAACAGCUUGCAACAUGACGUAUGGGCCAUUUGGGGGUGUCACAGGUCAUCAUUUCAUCUGUAUCCAGUCCAUGGAUGGGAUGCUGAUGUUUUUUGAGCAGGAGACUUAUGCUUUUGGUCGCUUCCUGCCAGGCUUCUUGUUGCCCGGCCCUCUGAGCUACUGCAUCCGCACAGACUCCUUCAUCACGGUCUCCUCCACACGGCAGGUGGAGUGCUACAGGUAUGAGACACUGGCUGUAGCCACAGAUGCAGACACCAGACAAGACUCUGAUCAGCAGAGCAAGAGUUCAGGGAAGAGACUGACGGCGGACUGGACACUGGUGUUAGGAGAAGAGGCUCUAGAUAUCUGUGUUCCUAACACAUCUUCAACGAUGUCCUCCAUCUUUGUGCUGGGGGAGAGAAAUCUCUUCUGUCUCAAGGAUAAUGGUCAGAUCCGCUUCAUGAAGAAAUUAGAGUUCAACCCCAGCUGUUUCUUGCCCUACGGAUCAGUUUCUGAGGGUUCCACCAACAUCCUGAUGUGUAACCAUAACAGCAUGCUGCUGGUGUACCAGGAUGUGACGCUGAAGUGGGCCGCCCAGCUGUCCUGUGUGCCUGUGGCUGUACGUGUCGCUAACUUCCCGGAACUGAAGGGGUUGGUAGUGACUCUGAGCUCUGACGGUCAUCUCCAGUGCUCUUACAUGGGCACUGACCCCUCCUUCUUCACUGCACCUAAAGUGGAAGCCCGAGAGGUCAACUAUGAUGAAGUAGAUACAGAGAUGAAAAUGCUGCAAAAGGUUAUUCGCGAGGCUACCAAAACCCAAGACAUUCUCCCGAAGGCAGAGACUGAGGAAGAGCUCACUCUGACCGCCAUAGUCUCAUCUCACCUGGAUGAAGUCUCGUGUGCUGUCAUACCUGAGAUGAACGGCAUGCCCGUCCCCUCUGUCACAGUCAAGGUUAAAAUAAAGAGUCGUGGUGCGGUGCAGAGCCCGAAAAUGACGGUGUGUGUUCAGCCUCCUCUGGGAGUCACGCAGGACCAGUUUGUGUUGGACUCAAUGGGCAGUGGCUGCGAGUUAGUGGUGAGAUUCUCAGCAUUUCUGAAUGGCCACUAUCCUCCAGCGGAUUUGUGUGGAGAUAUCGCCGUUUCCUACAGCUCAGCUACAGAACUCAACCCUGCAGGAAUCCCUCGAGUAUCUCAGUGUAAAUUCAACCUGCCUCUUCGGUUAGUGUGCUACCCCUCCUCAGCUAUCAAAAAUGCCAAGUACAAGAUCACUGUGGACACCAACAAACCUCCCGUCAACCUCAGUGAAGUCUUCCCAGAUUUCUCUGUGAAGUCAGAAAAUAAUGACAGCAGUGCUUUGGGCUUCCAACUCAUCACAGGCUCCAGGGUCAUUGUCCUUGCCUCCAAAACAUCUCAGCGUUACAGGAUCCAGAGCGAAAGCUUUGAGGAUAUCUGGCUGGUAGCCAAGGAGCUGGUGCAGCGUUUCGACCGCCACUUUGCCUCCCUUGGAGUCAAAGACUUUCGGAACAGCUUCACUGGACCAAUUCCACUGCCUGAGUUCUUUGAGACAGUGGACCACCACUUUGAGCUCCGUGUGAAUGCUCAGAAGUAUCAGGAUUUGCUGUCGGAGCGAGCAGUCCAGUUCAGGGCCAUCCAGCGCCGUCUACUGACCCGCUUUAAAGACAAAACCCCAGGGCCACUUCAAAACCUGGACACACUGAUGGAGGGAACCUACCGCCAAGUUAUAGCAUUAGCAGAUGCAACAGAAGACAACCGGGAGCGUUUGAUUCAAGCUUUUACACGUUUGCGGAGCGCCACUCACCUCCUCAUCCUACUGUUGUCUCUGUGGCAGGGGCUCAGCUCAGAGCAGACUGCCAUCCUGGAGGCCACGCUCCUACCACUGCUGCAGGACACACCACAACUUGGCUGGGAGGAGAGUGUGGAUGCAGCCGUCUCCCACCUCCUAAAAACGUGUCUGUCACGCAGCCCCAAGGAUCAGGCCAUCAGCUUGAGCACCGGCCUGCUAACCAUCCCAAAAGACACCUCACGCCUGAAGAAACACAUCAUGCUGCUCUGUGACCGCUUGGGCAAGGGUGGCCGUCUGUCCCUCUCUUCAGAAGCCAAUGUCCCUACAACUGUCAUGAUGCCAGUUGGUUGUGAGUCCUUGCCUGAACCGAUAGUUGAGCAGGAGGAGGAACCACCACUGCAGCAGGACUCUGCAAAGUACAUUAAAAAGAAACAGCCCUCCAAGAGAAUCAAGAGCAAGUCAGAUUCAUCUAAAGAAUCGUCCAGAGAGAAGAAGGAGAAAGACUCUAGUAAAGAAAAGGAGCCCAAAGUGUCGUCAAAAGAGUCUAAAAGAGAGUCUACAAAAGAGUCAAAGGACAAGGAGUCCACCAGAGAGAAAGAGUCAUCAAAGGAGUCUGGGAAGGACAAGACGAAGGUGUCCAGGAAGUCCUCUGUGAAAGUCAAAGAGAAGAAGUCCGAGGCAGGAGACGGCUGAAUACAUGGACAGCUGCUGCACUGAUAAAAGUCUUUAGCUGUUUAUUACGGUAGUCGGGUUGUCUGAGUAAAGGUUAAUACCUCAUCCUGAUGCUUUUGCUGUAAUUCUAGAGUUGAUAGCAUAGUGGCAGAAACAAAUCUAAAAGUGCUUGUUUUCACUGUCUUUGAGGGCAAGUGGACAUGUUGGAGGGGUUUAUAUUUAAACUCAGCUGUCUGCCACUACAGCAUGUAGUCUGUGUGUCUGUCGUCUCCUAUUGCUCAGAAAGCCACCCGCGCAGCCCUGCGGGACGUCUGAUCACGGGAACCACCAAAAAUCACCACUCCAUCUGAUCUCUGCUGUCUGUCUCACUGUCUGUGUGACUUUCACAGCUUCUGACAUCCCAAUCCAACUUCUGAAUUUGAAUUAUGUACAGAAUUGACUUAAAUAGAACUACAUUUAUAUGGACGAGUAGUUUUUAAUUAGCCAUUUUAUUUCUCAGGAUGAAAGACUCAAAUGAAUGUUAUCAAAUCAGCUCUUGGAUUCAAAAAGAGCCGAUUCUUAAAUUCUGAAUCUUGCACAACACUGUUGUGGGUCAACAUUUGUCUCCCUUUCUACAUGCAGUUUCUUAUAGACACACACACACACACACACACACAGUCUCAUUCAUACCUAUAUAGUGAAUUCAAGGCAGUGGACAAUCAUGUACAUACUAUUUUUCAUAUAUAUGUUGUCUUAGAAGUAGUAGGCCUGUUUAUAGGUCAUUUUGCCUAAUGUUUCUUGUUUCUAGAAAAUUAUUUGCAUAAAACAAUGUGUAAAAUGAAUGUCUUGAUAAUCUACCUUUACAUCAUCAUCAGAAACAUUCAUAAUAUCACAUCAUCUUACAUUUUAUAUCAAGAUUUGUAUUAUUUGUACCUUUAUUAUUAUUAUUAUUAUUAUGUUCUUUGUUCCAGUUGUUAAAUCAAUUUUACAUUCAUGCUACAGUUUGUUAUACAGAUUUGAAUGGGAUCUUUUGGUAGAAGUGAUGUAUUCUGAGGAAACAUUCCCCUUUAAACCCGAAGCAUUAGAGAGAUCAAUCUCUGCUGUAAAUCGAUUACACUGUCAAUUGAGGCAAUAAAACUGUCACUCAGCAAUAUAGCUUACAAAUAUUAAAAUGUACAAAUGC
Molecule: messenger RNA, 4379 nt
Organism: Carassius auratus (goldfish)
Lineage: Eukaryota; Metazoa; Chordata; Actinopteri; Cypriniformes; Cyprinidae
Product: protein PTHB1-like
Exons: 23
Coding region: 365-3238 (957 amino acids)
Biological process (GO): cilium assembly
Cellular component (GO): BBSome; membrane
Source: RefSeq, a predicted model, not a curated record